Messenger RNA from Erythranthe guttata (spotted monkey flower), 1881 nucleotides. The record is from RefSeq and is a predicted model, not a curated record. Lineage: Eukaryota; Viridiplantae; Streptophyta; Magnoliopsida; Lamiales; Phrymaceae.
UCGCACUCUUCGCGAGUUUUCUCUCUCUACUUUUACAUCUACAGUCCCGUGAAUCUUGGUCUAGGUUUUAAGGUGUAUCUGGCUGGGGCGCCGGACUCAACAACGGUGGAUCUGAUACAAGAGAUAAAGCAAGAUGAGCGCGCCAUUGCCGGAGUCUGAGGAGGCAUAACUCUCCUUAUCCGUGGCGGUUGACCGGUGGUCCCUUUUCUUUCUCCAGUGGUAUUACAGUACAAAAUUCUAUCACCGGCCGUCAAAUCCUUGUUCGGAAAUCAAUCGAACCCCUUUUUGUUUCUUUCAACAUCGUUUAUUCCAAUUCACUAUUUUUGCAGAUACAAAUUCAGCAUCCAAUUCUAUUUUGGAAAACCAAUUCACGGAGAAAAAAUUGGGUACCAUGCACCCCUGCAUAUCCAGUAUUGCCAAAUGGCAUUCGCGUCUAAGGAAUUUUAGUUCGGCUAAUUGCAAAGUCACAUCUCUCAUUCUACACGAAAGCAGUAACGGAUCGAACUUAAGUAGCAGUCAUAUGGAUAGAACAAUGUCGAAUAUGUACGCUACUUCAUGUGAAAAAUCUCCAGCGGACACCCAUAAAGACAAUCCUGUUUCUGAUAUGCUAUUCGAUUCAUUCGGUAGGCAACAUACUUAUUUGAGGAUUUCACUGUCUGAACGCUGUAAUUUGCGAUGUCAGUACUGUAUGCCCGCUGAAGGUGUAGAGCUUACUCCCACUCCUCAACUUCUGUCACCGAACGAGAUUGUUCGACUGGCAAAUCUAUUUGUCAGUUCUGGGGUUAGUAAAAUCCGUCUAACUGGUGGUGAGCCAACUAUAAGGAAAGAUAUCGAAGAAAUUUGCUUACAGCUGUCGAGUUUGAGUGGCUUAAAGACACUUGCGAUGACUACUAACGGAAUCACCCUUGCGAAUAAACUUCCGAGGCUAAAAGAAUGCGGACUUAGUUUGUUGAAUAUAAGUUUAGACACGUUGGUUCCUGCAAAGUUUGAGUUUAUGAGCAGGCGAAAAGGGCACGACAGAGUGAUGAAAGCCAUUGAUGCUGCUAUAGAGCUGGGUUAUAAUCCCGUCAAAGUAAAUUGUGUUGUAAUGCGCGGAUUCAAUGAUGAUGAAAUAUACGAUUUUGUUGAGUUGACACGUGAGAAGCCGAUCAAUAUACGGUUUAUUGAGUUCAUGCCUUUUGAUGGAAAUGUCUGGAAAGUAAAGAAACUCGUACCUUACUCUGAAAUGAUGGAUAUUGUGGUUAAACAAUUUACAGGACUUGAAAGGAUUAAGGAUGAUCCCACAGAGACAGCUAAAAAUUUUAGGAUCGAUGGGCAUCGCGGUACAGUUUCUUUCAUUACAUCGAUGACAGAGCAUUUUUGUGCAGGUUGUAAUAGAUUGAGACUUCUUGCUGACGGGAACUUUAAGGUUUGCCUUUUCGGUCCUUCAGAGGUUAGCUUGAGGGACCCGCUGCGCAGUGGUGCUGAUGAUAACGAGCUUAGGGAGAUUAUUGGAGCAGCGGUCAAAAGAAAGAAGGCGUCUCAUGCUGGGAUGUUCGACAUUGCAAAGACUCCAAACAGACCAAUGAUUCAUAUCGGUGGCUAGGGAUAUACGGAGCAAGUUUAAUUUUAGCGUACGCUUUGGUUCUUUAGUUUUGGUUGACCGUCGCAUCACACACACCGAAUAAAGAGAAAAGGGCAAGUGCUGAAGAAAUAGAGACAUUUGAUACAAAAGCCAUUUUAUUUUUUUUUUCCAUUUAUUCUCAAGGUUGUCUAUUAUCACAUUAAUGUAUUUUGCAUGGUUACAAUUUUAAUUUUCUCAUAUAUUAUUUUCAUUGUAAUGUUUAUGUAACUGUAACUUGUUAUGAUCACUUAUUCCAAAGGCCAAACAGUUUUUCAAUA